Haliotis rubra (blacklip abalone) is the source of this 474-nucleotide messenger RNA. RefSeq names its product glutaconyl-CoA decarboxylase subunit gamma-like. NCBI's taxonomy places the organism in Eukaryota, Metazoa, Mollusca, Gastropoda, Lepetellida, Haliotidae. The record is from RefSeq and is a predicted model, not a curated record. The transcript has 3 exons. Bases 1 to 384 code for a protein of 127 amino acids.
AUGAAGAAUCUCACCUUGAUCCUCGUUGUAUUAGUGGACAUCACCGUCACCAUCGCCACCACAGACAUCACCGUCACCACAGCCACAGUCACAGCAGCAGUAGCAGCUCCAGCAGUCAUGAGACCAUCAUCGUCCACCACCAUCACUCCUCUCCGUCCUCCUCUGGCUCAUCCGGCGGGUCCUCCGGCUGCUCAAGCUGUGGAGGCAGCUCCAAGUCCUCGUCCUCGUCCUCCGAGGACUACCCCAUCCCAAUCCCCGUCCCCUACAGUCACGGAGGCAGCAGUGGUAGCAGCAGCAGCGGAGGAUCUGAUGCUGCCCUCCUGCAGGCUCUCCUCAACGGUGGAAAGAAAUAGAGCUUUGUCAAUUCGCUCCUUUUUCGGUUGAGGUUUUCUUUGGGUGGAGCUGGUCUCACUGGUUUUCUUGGAUCAAUAUAUAUUUUAUAAAAUACGGAUUGUUGAUGUGUAAAAUGAUGAA